AUGGCCAUCCCAAAACAGAGCAUUUCCAGAGAAAGCGCUCUACGAGCGGUCGCCAAGUGUUCGACACUCCUACCUAAGGCCAAGAAUACUUCAACAAAAAUUGAGUCUGGUAAUUUCCAAGUCGUUCAUACUAUUCACGAGAUCAAAGGCAUUCAUUAUAUUGUGAUCUGA
This is a messenger RNA of Plasmopara halstedii, 171 nucleotides long. RefSeq lists its product as uncharacterized. The transcript is spliced from 2 exons. NCBI's taxonomy places the organism in Eukaryota, Oomycota, Peronosporomycetes, Peronosporales, Peronosporaceae. The coding region runs from base 1 to 171 and encodes 56 amino acids. The record is from RefSeq and is a predicted model, not a curated record.